Tarenaya hassleriana is the source of this 2207-nucleotide messenger RNA. Its product is annotated as formate--tetrahydrofolate ligase. NCBI's taxonomy places the organism in Eukaryota, Viridiplantae, Streptophyta, Magnoliopsida, Brassicales, Cleomaceae. Gene Ontology annotation, molecular function: formate-tetrahydrofolate ligase activity; ATP binding. The transcript is spliced from 5 exons. The record is from RefSeq and is a predicted model, not a curated record. The coding region runs from base 66 to 1967 and encodes 633 amino acids.
AUUCAUCACAGAGGGAGAUAGAUUGGCUCAUUGACCAAGUCUGCAGAAUUGCGAAUAGCAGCACGAUGAGCUCAUCGAGGAAAUUGAACGUGGUUUCGCCGGUUCCCGCCGAUAUCGACAUCGCGAACUCCGUCGAGCCUCUUCACAUCUCCGAGAUUGCCAAAGAUCUCAAUCUCGAUCCGCUUCACUACGAUCUCUACGGGAAAUACAAGGCUAAGGUUCUAUUGUCCGUGCUUGAAGAGCUCCAAGAACAAGAAGACGGAUACUAUGUUGUGGUUGGUGGGAUUACUCCCACUCCACUCGGAGAAGGCAAGUCUACUACCACAGUAGGACUUUGCCAAGCCCUCGGGGCACACCUCAAUAAGAAGGUCAUGACCUGUCUUCGUCAACCCUCACAAGGACCGACCUUUGGAAUCAAAGGUGGUGCAGCAGGUGGCGGGUACAGUCAGGUGAUUCCGAUGGAUGAGUUCAAUCUUCACCUUACUGGAGAUAUUCACGCUAUAACUGCUGCAAACAAUCUUUUAGCUGCUGCUAUUGAUACUCGGAUUUUCCACGAGGCAUCCCAAUCCGACAAGGCUCUUUUCAAUAGGUUAUGCCCACCAAAUAAAGAAGGAAAACGGACAUUCUGUGACAUCAUGUUCAGGCGUUUGAAGAAGCUUGGUAUCUCCAAGACCAAUCCUGGAGAUCUUACUCCCGAGGAGAUAAAGAAAUUUUCCCGGCUUGAUAUUGAUCCUAAUUCUGUCACAUGGAGAAGAGUGAUGGACGUUAAUGAUCGGUUCUUGAGGAAAAUUACUGUUGGGCAAGGCCCUGAGGAAAAGGGGAUGACGAGAGAAACUGGGUUUGACAUUUCGGUUGCCAGUGAAAUUAUGGCUGUUCUGGCUCUCACGACAUCUCUAGCUGAUAUGAGAGAGAGGCUCGGGAAAAUGGUGAUUGGUAAUAGCAGAGCUGGGGAUCCGGUAACUGCAGAUGAUCUCGGGGUUGGAGGUGCCUUGACUGUUCUGAUGAAGGAUGCUAUCAACCCUACUCUCAUGCAGACGCUUGAAGGAACACCUGUCCUUGUUCAUGCUGGCCCUUUUGCGAAUAUUGCCCAUGGAAAUUCGUCUAUCAUUGCUGAUAAGAUUGCCUUGAAGCUAGUAGGACCUGGUGGGUUUGUAGUUACUGAAGCGGGUUUUGGUUCAGAUAUCGGAACAGAGAAGUUCAUGAACAUUAAAUGUCGAUACAGUGGACUAACGCCUCAAUGCGCGAUUGUUGUUGCGACUGUGAGGGCCUUGAAAAUGCAUGGUGGUGGACCUGAGGUUGUUGCUGGGAAGCCUCUUGACUCUGCAUAUAUAAACGAGAAUGUUUCCCUGGUUGAAGCUGGAUGUGUGAAUCUAGCCAAGCAUAUUUCAAACACAAAGGCAUACGGUGUCAGUGUAGUUGUUGCUGUGAAUAAGUUUUCGACAGAUACUGAAGCAGAACUAAAUUCAGUGAGGAAAGCCGCAUUGGAUGCCGGUGCAUUUGAUGCUGUGAUUUGUACUCACCAUGCUCAUGGUGGGAAAGGAGCGGUUGACCUCGGUAUUGCAGCGGAGAAAGCUUGCAAGAGCAUGACACAGCCGCUUAGGUUUUUGUACCCAUUGGACACUAGCAUCAAAGAAAAAAUUGAGGCUAUAGCCAAUUCGUAUGGAGCUAGUGGAGUUGAAUACUCAGAGCAGGCCGAGAAGCAGAUUGAGAUAUAUACCAAGCAAGGGUUCUCUAAUCUCCCGAUCUGCAUGGCGAAAACCCAGUACUCGUUCUCACAUGAGGCGUCAAAGAAAGGAGCACCAACAGGGUUUGUGUUACCGAUAAGAGAUGUGAGAGCCAGCAUUGGAGCUGGUUUCAUCUAUCCACUGGUCGGUACGAUGAGUACAAUGCCUGGACUCCCAACGAGACCUUGCUUCUACGACAUUGAUCUCGAUACUUCUACUGGAAAGGUUAUCGGUCUCUCUUGAUUCUCUGCAUCAUCGAGAUCACUCUGCUCGUUGUCACCCUUCUUGUGAAAUGCAAUAAGGCUUUCUGGGUGGGUAUCAAUCAGUCUUUGUAAUAAUAUGUUUCAUCAUUCCAACUCUUGAAGUUUGUGGGUGGGUUUUUUGCUUCUUCACAGGAACAGCUUUGUGUCAUGUCUCUUUAACGUUGUCCCCUCUGAAUAAAAAUCCUUCUAUAAUGGGUUUUACUGCCCAUUUGUUUGAUUC